This is a messenger RNA of Rhea pennata, 3956 nucleotides long. It is a transcript of the gene PRELP, whose product is annotated as proline and arginine rich end leucine rich repeat protein. Gene Ontology annotation, cellular component: extracellular exosome. The transcript has 3 exons. The coding region runs from base 307 to 1413 and encodes 368 amino acids. Gene Ontology annotation, molecular function: heparin binding; protein binding. NCBI's taxonomy places the organism in Eukaryota, Metazoa, Chordata, Aves, Rheiformes, Rheidae. The record is from RefSeq and is a predicted model, not a curated record.
CCCGCCCCGCGGCAGGCAGGCAGGCAGGCAGGCCAGGCCGGUGUGUGUGCGUGCGGGCGGGCGGCUCGGCGCCCCGAGCCCUCGGCUGCAGCAGAAAGACGUUUCGGUCGGCGCCGGGCCUCGGCGGCCCCCCGCCUCCCGCGCUCCCAGCCGCCCUCGGCGAGCCGAGCGAGCCCUCGGCGGAGGCGCGCGGCCGGCGCAGCAGCAGCAGCGGCGGCAGCAGGAGCCGCGCGCCCGCGGAGCCGCUGUCCCGCGCGUUGCGAGAGGCAGAGGAGGGAGAGGAGCGCGCAGGGAAAUAUCUGGACCAUGAAGGUGUCCUUCAGAUUGCUUCUCCCACUGGUUCUUGUGUUGAUCUCGGAGGUGAGCGGGCAGCGGAGGAAGCCUCCCCGGAAACCCACGCGCCCGCCUCCCGAGCCUGUCGAGCCCACUGAGCUGCCCCCGCCCCUGCCACCAGGUCCCCCCUCCGUCUUUCCCGACUGCCCCCGGGAAUGCUACUGCCCUCCAGACUUUCCCUCUGCCCUCUACUGUGACAGUCGCAACCUGCGGAAGGUCCCCAUCAUCCCGUCCCGCAUCCACUACCUCUACCUCCAGAACAACUUCAUCGAUGACCUCCCAGAGGAAUCCUUCAGGAACGCCACUCAACUGAAAUGGGUCAACCUAGACAACAAUCGCAUCCGGAAGGUGGACAGGCGGGUCCUGGAGAAGCUGGAAAACCUCAUCUUCCUCUACAUGGAGAAAAACCAGCUCAAGGAGGUGCCUUCCUUCUUGCCACCCAACCUAGAGCAGCUACGUCUGAGCAGGAACCAGAUCUCCAAGAUUCCUGCUGGGGUCUUCAACAAGCUGGAGAACCUGGUGCUCUUGGAUCUGCACCACAACAAGCUAAGUGAUGGGGUCUUCAACAAAAACACCUUCAAGGGACUCAAGAACCUCAUGCAACUCAACCUCGCCCACAAUAUCCUGAGGAAAAUGCCCCCUGGGGUACCCAGUGCCAUCCACCAACUCUUCCUAGACAGGAACAACAUUGAGGACAUCCCCAGCGACUACUUCAAGGAGUUCCCCAACCUGGCAUUCAUCCGGCUCAACUACAACCAGAUCUCUGACAAAGGGCUGCCCAAGAAUUCCUUCAACCUCACUAACCUGCUGGUGUUGCACCUGGCUCACAACAAGCUCACCAAUGUCCCUUUCAUCAGCUCCAAGCUGGAGCACCUCUACCUAAACAACAACUCCAUUGAAAAGAUCAAUGGGACGCAGAUCUGCCCCACAUCCCUGGUGUCCAUCCAGGACUUCUCACCCUCGGACCUGGACAGCGUGCCCCGGCUCCGCUACCUGCGGCUGGAUGGGAACCUCCUGAAGCCCCCCAUCCCCCUGGACCUGAUGAUGUGCUUCCGGCUCCUGCAGUCCGUGGUCUUCUAACCCUGCCAGCAGUGCACCUCUCCCAGGACUUGGCUUUGCACAGAGACUCGACCCCUGUUGGCGUUUGACUCUUGGGACCCUCUUUGCCUCCCUCUCCCCAUGUUCCCACCCUGCCUCUCCUUCCUUCUUGCAUUUCCCCCUCUCCUUGGUGGCCCUGGCAUAUAUGUUCCGGUGAGCCCUUGUCCACAGGAUGGCACCAUCCCAGGCCAUGGCAGGCACCUGGGCAGCACGGGAUGGGUGCUACCCUCACCCUGGUAUCCAGCUGGCAAUCCCUGUUCCCUGCCUUGCCCCCUGGCUGUCCCCAGGGCUCUGCGUCCCUGGCCACUACUGGGGCUUGUUCUCCACUUCCACCUGGUAGAGGUUUGGGAGCUUGGGAUUUGUCCUGGUUGAAAGUGCCUCGUGAGGGAGCUGAUGAGGGAGCUGUAUGGAAGUAGGGAGGAAAUGGGGAGCCUAGGACCAAGCCAUCCUGCGGCACCGUUAUCACAUGUUUCCAGAAUGAAGCAAUUUUGGCUCGAAGGCAGCAGUGCUCAGCUUGAGUGUCAAACCCAGCAAAGCAGGAAAGCUCAAAAAUCAGAUCUGCCUGGGGACAGCUGUGUCCUUGUUGCUGGUGUUGCAGGGAACUGGGUACAGCUUUCCCCCUCUGCCCUGUGCUGGAGGGGGCGAAUGGGGCCCUGCCGAACAUCCUGGGGAAAGAUGGAGGUUUGCUUGGCCUCUCCUGACUUGCUGCAUGACUUGGGUUGUCUCCUUGCUCCGGGCGCACCCCGUGGGCACGUUCCCCCACCAGCCCCACGGAGAGGCUCAGACAUCCCCGGGGAAAAGCCACGGCGGUGGUGGGGUUGGAGCAGGGCUGUCCUGCGGCUGACGUGACGAGGUGACCAACGGUCACCCCGCGGCAGCGGGGCGCCGAGCCGGGGACACGGGGCUGUGCUGGCCCGGCGGUUCCUGGGCGUCCGGCUGCAGGAGGCCCCGCGUCCGUCUGCCGCGGGCUCCUGCGAGCAGGGCUUCCCGCAGGCGGAGGCGCGGGCCUGGCGCCGUUCGGCAGGGCCGGCAACGACACCUCGUGGCCAGAGCCGCGUCCUGGGGUCCCACCCGAGUCCUCCCCCUUGGUCCCUUUAUUUUGGGGGGGGGGCUUCAAUUUGGAUUACUCUAGAGGUUGCACGGUGUUUUUUUUUUCCUCCCUCCUAUGGGCCUUGCUGUCAAUUUGGCAUGGAUAUUGGUGGGGAAAGGUCUCCGGCUCCUGCAGAUGGAGCUGGGGUUUGCUGUGCCAUGGGUAUGGAGAGCAGAUCCCACUUUCCCUGGAGCAAUUCCACACGCACCCUCCUUCGUGGGACCCGACCACCUUUCCUGCCUUCCCCCAGCCCUCGUUUUCUUCUCUCCCGGGGCUCCAACACGAGCUGUGCAGGCUGAGCCGGCCCCGGUCCCGCAGCCGUCCCCUCCUGCGUCCUGCCAGCCGUGCUGCAGGGCUCGGUGCCUCCCGAUGCAGCCCUCGCCCCCGGCCGCAGCUCGCUGCUCCCGCCGAGAGCCCCGCGGCGGGCAGGCCCCGACGCCAGCGGGCCCCGCGGCUGCCAGCGAGCGCCCCGAGCAGAGCCCGCUGCUUCAACAGCGAUGCUGGCGUGAAUCUCGCUCUUGUAUUUAGGUACCUGGGGCCAGAUGCUGGCCGUGGCGACGUGGGUGCAAAUCCGGGCUCUGCUGGAGCUGGGGUUACACCCGUGAAAUCUCCUCUCUGCUCUCGCAGCUCUUCUCCCCUUAUCACUCGACUCUAUAAAUAAUUUCACUCCUGGCUGCUUUCUUGAACAAACCACAUAUGUCUGGUUUUGGCUUUUUCUGGAAGAAGAAAAGAAAAGGGAAGAAUAAAUCUUUUGGAAAAGCUUUUUUUUUAUUCCCCUUCUCCACAUUUCCACAUGUAUCGUUUCCCUCUUUGAUAGCUGUACCUGCAUAUAUAGGGCGUCCGGGUUUAGGGGGGAUUAUUCUCUUAUUUUCUUCCUGAUUCUCAGGAUUUAGAUUGAAGGCCGAGCAUUAGAGGAAAAUAAACAAAUAAAUAAGUCCACCUGAAAUAUGCAUUAAAGCAAUUAAAGGAGCAGUUGCCUCCCUUGUGUUCAGCCACCAAAAAUGAGCCUGGUAGGAGGUAAGCGCAGACAGGCACCGAGUGUCGCGCUCCCUGGGAAAGGCAGCGGGCGCGGGAAUCUCCCUGGAGCCCGUGGGAAACACCAGCGCUUCCCCCCCUUGCCUUCCAGACGUGCCCUGCAUGCCUCGGCACUGUUAAUUAAGCCCCCGUGUUAAUUCAAGGGCGGCAGUUUUGGUAAAAGUCCCUUCUCCAUCUCUUGCUCCAGCAGGCUUUAUUGGGUUCGACAGGUUUCAGCCUUAAACCCGGAGAUCCUAUGUAUAUAUUUAUAUAUAAUGUGUAUAUAUACUGGUAGACUGUACAGAUAUAUCUAUAGACAUACUUAGUUCCUGACUGAUUUCAACUUAAUGGUAUUUUCACUCCUACUCUCUGCAGUGGUGAAAAUAAAAUGAUUCAAAAGGGACCCGGCGCUGUGCUCAGA